Messenger RNA from Tupaia belangeri chinensis (Chinese tree shrew), 3024 nucleotides. It is a transcript of the gene COQ8B, whose product is annotated as coenzyme Q8B. Lineage: Eukaryota; Metazoa; Chordata; Mammalia; Scandentia; Tupaiidae. Gene Ontology annotation, biological process: ubiquinone biosynthetic process. The record is from RefSeq and is a predicted model, not a curated record. The transcript is spliced from 16 exons. The coding region runs from base 910 to 2484 and encodes 524 amino acids.
CUUAGAUCUGAUGGUUAAUCUGGGUUUCUCAGAUGGUUUCGUGAUGGUCUCAAUUCACAUGUCCCCUCCUUCAAGAAGCCCUCUCUGAUACCCCAGGUCUGGCCAAUCACCUUCUCUGGGUUCCCACAACAUCCUUAGGCUUCCCCCACUGCAGCCCUAACCACUCCGAGCUAUCUGUCUCUCCCAUUGGUCUGUCUCUCCCAUUGGUCUGAGAGUCCCACAAGAAAAGGGUCUUCGUUACUGAUGUGUCGCCAGCAAAGCCAACACGGCCAGACACAUAGUAGGAACUCAGAAACUAACUGUUGUCUGACUAGGAAGGCAGGAUGAUGACAGGGAAGGAGGAAAGGAAGAAAGGAAACUGGGUUUUUAAGGUCAGCUGGGAUUUCAAAAUGAAGCGAGAAGGAAGCGAGGGUGUUCUGGGCAGUGGGAACAACUUGAGCAAUGUGUGGAGGCAGGACAGCAGCUGCCUCGUCAAGGAACAGCGUGUCCUAAAGCUUAGCUACAGCAGAGUGGGUCAGCAGGGGCAAGGAGGUCAUACCUGGGGAGAGGCCUGAGACAGGAGACCGAACACAGCUCUGAGCACCUGAUUCCUAUCAGGAAGGCCCUGGGGAGCCAUGGAAGGCACUAGAGAGGAUGAAUCUGGUCAGAAUUUGGCUAUGGAGGCAGAUCUGGAUGAAUGAGGAAAAACUGAGCCGCCGGUGACGAGUCCGAGUUCGGCCACGCGCGCAUUCUUCAUGCAGAGUCGAGACAGACUUGCAAAGGCUUGGGGAGCCCACGGACGUUGGGGACCCGCCUCUGCCACUUGAGCAAGUGACUCAUGUUCCAUUGAAUUCCUGUAAGAAGUCUCUCAUGUUCUUGUUCCGUAACGGGUCCUGACAUCAUUUCGCUGCUUCUCUCUCAGUAAGGACAAUGUGGCUGAAGGCGGGUUACCUGCUGCCAGGGACCUGUGGACAGCUGGGCCCUACUACUGGUUUGCAUUGUGGGGCCCUGGGGCCUGGGUCCCACUGGUGGAGGCUUUGUGGGUGUUCUUGGGCCCAAAUGAUUCAUCAGGACGGGCCUGGAAGAGGCUUGGGUGAGGAUGACAUUCGCAGGGCCCGGGAGGCCCGUCUCAGGAAGCCACCUCGGCCCCAGCUGAGUGACCGCUCUCGAGAACGCAAGGUGCCUGCCUCCCGCAUCAGUCGCCUGGCCAACUUUGGGGGACUGGCUGUGGGCCUAGGGCUGGGAGCACUGGCUGAGGUGGCCAAGAAAUCCCUGCAAGGAGGACAUCAGUCAGAGGGCAGCUCCCGGCUAGGCUCCAGCCCUUUCCUGUCAGAGGCCAAUGCUGAACGGAUUGUGCAGACUUUAUGUACAGUUCGAGGGGCAGCCCUCAAAGUUGGCCAAAUGCUGAGCAUCCAGGACAACAGCUUCAUCAGCCCCCAGCUGCAGCGCAUCUUUGAGCGGGUUCGCCAGAGUGCCGACUUCAUGCCCCGUUGGCAGAUGUUGAGGGUUCUCGAAGAAGAGCUCGGCAAGGACUGGCAGGCCAAGGUGGCCUCCUUGGAAGAGGUGCCCUUCGCUGCUGCCUCCAUUGGGCAGGUGCACCAGGGCAUGCUGAGGGAUGGGACGGAAGUGGCUGUGAAGAUCCAGUACCCGGGCGUAGCCCAGAGCAUUCAUAGUGAUGUCCAGAACCUGCUGGCGGUGCUCAAGAUGAGCACGGCUCUGCCAGAGGGCCUUUUUGCGGAGCAGAGCCUUCAGGCCUUGCAGCAGGAGCUGGCCUGGGAAUGUGACUACCGACGUGAGGCAGCUUGUGCCCAGAAUUUCAGACAGCUGCUGGCAGAUGACCCCUUCUUCCGAGUGCCUGCUGUGGUUAAGGAGCUGUGCACCACGCGGGUGCUGGGCAUGGAGCUGGCUGGGGGGGUCCCCCUGGACCAGUGCCAGGGCUUGAGCCAGGAGAUCCGGAACCAGAUUUGCUUCCAGCUCCUGAGGCUGUGUCUGCGGGAGCUGUUCGAGUUCAGAUUCAUGCAGACAGACCCCAACUGGGCCAACUUCCUCUAUGACGCCUCCAGCCACCAGGUGACUCUACUGGACUUUGGUGCAAGCCGGGAAUUUGGGAUGGAGUUCACAGACCAUUACAUCGAGGUGGUGAAGGCUGCAGCCGAUGGAGACAGAGACCGGGUCCUACAGAAAUCCAGGGACCUCAAAUUCCUCACAGGCUUUGAAACUAAGGCAUUCUCUGACGCCCACGUGGAGGCAGUAAUGAUCCUGGGGGAGCCCUUCGCCACCCAGGGCCCCUACAACUUUGGGGCGGGGGACACUGCCCGCCGCAUACAGGGUCUCAUCCCAGUGCUGCUACAACACCGACUGCGCCCGCCACCUGAGGAGACCUAUGCUUUGCACCGCAAGCUGGCAGGGGCCUUCCUAGCAUGUGCCCGCCUCGGAGCCCACAUCACCUGCCGGGACCUCUUCCAGGACACCUACCACCGCUACUGGGCCAGUCGCCAGGCAUAGCCACUACCUGCAGCCUCCUGACCAGACGGACCUACAAAAAGGCCCCUUAUGACAGCCUCUGUCUAGGGAGUCCAGACUGGGCCAUCCCUUCUGUGGUGCCUCUUAUCCUUUCUGCAGCUCUGUGUCUGGGGAACCCCCUUUGAACCUCUCGGUCUUGCCUAGCUCUCCUUGACUCAAAAGCUCUGGAAAUCCGGGCCUAGGGAAUUCCUGUCACCCUGUAUCCAGCGUCUUCCUCUUCCUACGUGGGCAUCCAGGAAUUCUGAGGCCAGGAAACCAGUUAACUUAUUGCUGUCUACAUUGGUGGCGACCCUGGCAUCCUUGCAUGCCAUCAUGGAGAUCUGGCUAAGCUAGAGGGAGCCCCUCACUUCUGUUUCAGUCUAAGGGGAGAGAUGGUGGCUGGCAGGCAGCCCUCACCUUCGCCUCCUGCACUCCACCAGCUGCCUCUCCCGUUUCUAGGAUUCCAGCCCCUCUGCAUAUUGGAGGGUGGGGGUGGGGUGAUGAACCCUCAGUCCGAAUAAAAGCGGCCCUCCCCUUCCCCCA